AUGAUGUCCAUGAACAGCAAACAGCCGCACUUCGCCAUGCAUCCUUCUUUACCCGAGCACAAGUACACCACCCUGCAUUCCAGCUCGGAAGCUAUAAGGAGAGCUUGUCUACAAACUCCACAGCUGCAGAGCAACAUAUUCGCGAGCCUGGAUGAGACCCUGUUGGCGCGGGCUGAGGCUUUGGCGGCCGUGGACAUCGCCGUGUCCCAGGGCAAGACGCACCCGUUCAAGCCCGACGCCACCUACCACACGAUGAGCACGGUGCCAUGCUCGUCGACAUCCACUGUUCCACUGGCUCAUCAUCAUCACCAUCAUCACCACCAUCACCACCAGAACCUGGAGCCGCAGGACAUCAUGGACCACAUCAGCUCGCCGUCCCUCGCUCUUAUGUCCAGUGCGCACGAUGGGACCGGCGGAGGAGGCGGCGGGGGCGGUGGAGGUGGCGGCGGAGGACUCAUCUCCACCUCCUCUGCCCACCCGCACUCACACAUGCACGGCUUGGGUCACCUUUCCCACCAGGCUAUGAGCAUGAACUCGCCUCUCACCCACCACGGGCUCUUACCGGGCCACCACGGGGGGAGUCAAGGCGGCCCAGGGCUCACUAACACCGGCCUGCCCUCCAUCAAUGACUCGGACACGGACCCAAGGGAGCUGGAGGCUUUCGCGGAGCGCUUCAAACAGCGGAGGAUCAAGCUGGGGGUGACCCAGGCGGACGUGGGCGGCGCUCUGGCUAAUCUAAAAAUCCCCGGCGUGGGAUCACUGAGCCAAAGUACAAUUUGUCGAUUCGAGUCGUUAACUCUCUCCCAUAACAACAUGAUUGCGCUCAAACCCAUCCUCCAGGCCUGGCUGGAGGAGGCCGAGGGGGCCCAGAGGGAGAAAAUGAGUAAACCGGACAUUUUCAACGGAGGGGAGAAGAAGCGCAAGAGGACCUCGAUAGCGGCCCCGGAAAAGAGAUCUUUGGAGGCGUACUUCGCCGUGCAGCCUCGACCGUCGUCCGAGAAAAUAGCAGCUAUAGCGGAAAAGUUGGACCUGAAAAAAAAUGUGGUGCGAGUGUGGUUUUGUAACCAAAGACAGAAGCAGAAGAGGUUGAAAUUUUCCGCUGCUCACUGA
This is a messenger RNA of Cheilinus undulatus (humphead wrasse), 1110 nucleotides long. RefSeq names its product POU class 4 homeobox 1 (gene pou4f1). The record is from RefSeq and is a predicted model, not a curated record. Gene Ontology annotation, molecular function: DNA-binding transcription factor activity, RNA polymerase II-specific; RNA polymerase II cis-regulatory region sequence-specific DNA binding. Gene Ontology annotation, biological process: regulation of transcription by RNA polymerase II. NCBI's taxonomy places the organism in Eukaryota, Metazoa, Chordata, Actinopteri, Labriformes, Labridae. The coding region runs from base 1 to 1110 and encodes 369 amino acids. The transcript has 2 exons.